UGCAUUUGGAACAAAUAAAAAAUCUCGUAUGUAAAGAGCGCCAUGACGUAUUUUUCGUCCCCUUUGUUCGCUGUUCCUUUUCAACUCAUUGCAUGACUACCGAAAAACCAUCACCAGGUGCAGACGACAGCAAGAAUGUUAACAAUGUCUUGUCAUCGUCUGUAGCCGGGGCAUCAUACCUAAUCUUGCUACAGCUUGCUUCUCGCAUGCUGACUUUUGCACUGCAUCAGAUCGUUGUACGUUACUCGUCAGCAGAAACUCUCGGUAUCGCCUCCGUCAAGUUAGAGUUACUACUCUCAACCAUCUUGUUUUUAAGCCGAGAAGGUUUCCGUUGCGCCUUGUUACGUGGAGGUAACUCACAAACUACCCAAGAAAUCAAGUCCGAUAAACCUGUAUCCAAGGAUGCUGUUUUGGUCUCGUCUGCAGAAGGUCAGGUGCAGAAAAUAACAAACCUCGCCUAUGUGCCAAUGAUUAUAGGUCUAGUGACAACAUUGACGGCGUGUGUGUACUACCUCUCUAGUAUUGACGACGAAACCGCUUUAAAGUAUCCAUUCUAUCGCACAUCCAUCGUGUUAUUCGGCCUAUCUGCAUACUGCGAGCUGAUCAUCGAGCCAUUGUACAUUAUGGCUCUCAGCAACCUCUACUUCAAGUUGCGUGUAUCUGUUGAAGGAAUUUGUGUUCUCGUACGAUGCGUGCUUACCUUCGGAUUAACUGUUCUUGGAUCCAAUGGAUCAGCCACAAACCGAUAUGGUGUACUCGCUUUUGCCGUGGCUCAGUUUGCGUACAGUCUUGUAAUGGUGUUUGGAUACGCUGGAUUUUUUAUCAACAAAGUCAGAAGUGGUCAGAUCAAUGGCAAGACCAUCUUACCUCGAAAGCUGGUAGCUGUCAACGAGGACGGAAGCACAAGAACAUUCUGGUUUGACAGAGAACUGCUUGACCUGUCUGUCACUCUAACGAAACAGUCACUUUUGAAGCAUGUAUUGACAGAAGGCGACAAAAUGCUGGUGUCCGCUCUUAGUUCUGACAAGGAUCAAGGAGUGUAUGCUUUGGUUGUUAACUAUGGUUCUUUGAUCGUUCGCAUUCUUUUUGGUCCAUUGGAGGAGACAGCCAGAACGCUGUUUUCCAAGCUUUUGUCCGAUAUUGGUGAUCAGCCAUUGACAAAGUCGCAAAACCGGGUGCUUGAAACCUCUGCUCGCAUUCUUGUUACUAUUUUCAAGUUUCAUAUUCUCCUCGGCCUCAUAUUUAUAUGUUUUGCGACAAACUACACAGCUACACUGAUUGAUCUGCUGGUCGGUUCUGCAUGGUCUCAAAAUACAAAUGCACCGUUAGUCCUUUCUUUCUACUGUGCAUAUGUUCCUGUCAUGGGUAUCAACGGAAUAAGCGAAGCUUUUGUUCAAGCAGUGGCAACAGAGCAGCAAUUGGCUCGGCUAAGCAAGUUCAUGAUCGUCUUCUCGCUCAUCUUUGUGUCUUCGGGUGUGCUCUUCAUGCACUUUAUGCACCUAGGUGCCAUCGGUUUGAUUUUGGCGAACAUUGUAAAUCUCGGAUCUCGUAUUAUAUAUAGCUGGAUUUUCAUUCGCAAAUACUUUUUGGACAAGCGUGGGCAAGAUGUGUCUUUGUUAUCACAAAUGAUCACCAUUCGAAAUUGGUUCCCCAGCAAAGUCGUCUUGUUGGCGUUUGCUUCAGGAUGGGCCGUUACCAGGUUGUCUGAAGAAAUAAUAGGAUGGACAACGUUUCGCGAGAAGGUCAUGCAUAUUGCUGUUGGAGGAGUGGCGGCCUUGUUUGCACUGGCAUCAAUGUAAGUCACAAUUGAAGUACUGUGAAUUGCAAAUAUCCGCUACAUAUCGAUAACAAUUUUGAAUUAUUCAGUUGGUGGAAAGAGAAGGUCUUCCUGCAGGACAUUAAG
This is a messenger RNA of Umbelopsis ramanniana AG, 1903 nucleotides long. RefSeq lists its product as uncharacterized. Gene Ontology annotation, biological process: dolichol-linked oligosaccharide biosynthetic process; glycolipid translocation. NCBI's taxonomy places the organism in Eukaryota, Fungi, Mucoromycota, Umbelopsidomycetes, Umbelopsidales, Umbelopsidaceae. Gene Ontology annotation, cellular component: endoplasmic reticulum membrane. The record is from RefSeq and is a predicted model, not a curated record. The transcript has 3 exons. The coding region runs from base 93 to 1799 and encodes 568 amino acids.